UACUUUUCAUGAAGAGAAAAAGGAAACAAUUGAAAAUCACACUUUUCAUUCUGCUACGUAAUCAUCAAAGCCAAGAAGUUAGAAGCUUCACGCACUAAAAUCAACUCUUUCCACUUUCUUCUCGUUUUCCAAGUCAAUAGCCAAACACCAAACGGGUCUUGAGGACGAUCUUUACAUGAGUCCAUUGCAACUUAGGACAAGCUAUAAUUAAUUUUAUACUUAAGCUAAAAUAACACACCAAUGGGACCAAUCUACAUCCAAGAUUAGAAGCUUUCACAUCAUAAAAACCAACUCAUCCCACUUGCACUUCGUUUUACAAGUCAAGAGUCAAGCUUUUCUAUUUUCCUUCCAACCGCGUUUCAGAAAUUUACAUCUCCAUUACAAAUCGAAUAAUAUUAUAUAACUGUAUUGUUAAUUCUAAACCUUCAAUUCAAGACAGAAACUGUGAGCUAGGCAUGGCUGAGUCUAACGGGGAGGAUCCAGCUAAGCCUUUAGCCCCACUUUAUCUAACUCCACGUAGCGACCAACCCGAAGAAGAUCAGUACCAAGACCAAACCAAACAACACGUCCACCACCACCACCAACGGGCCAAACUAAUCUUAUGUUGUGGCUUCAUCGCAUCUCUAACCAUACUCAUCGCAGUCACUUUCAUCGUCCUCUCCCUCACGGUCUUCCACCUCCACAGCCCAAAGCUCACUGUAACUUCCAUAUCCAUCAUCCAACCGUUGGACAUCGUCAACGGUAAAGUCAACACGACUCAAAACGCUACCCUCGCAGUGGAGAUCUCAUUACAUAAUCCUAACCCUGCCGUGUUUAAAGUUAAAGACGUUACGGUUUUGUUUUACCACGAUGAACUGGUGGUGGUGGUUGGGGAGAGUACUAGAAGAAGCGAAACUAUUCCAGCGAAACGGACGGUGGAGAUGAAUCUGACGGCGGAGAUUGAUACGAGAAAGCUACUAGCAUCUGUCCCAGGUUUAAUGGAGGAUUUUAACGGAAGUGUGGUGUUGAGAAACAGAGUUGCAGUUAACGGUAAAGUGAAGAUGAUCAAGAUUUUCAAGAAGUCUGUUCAGCUUAAGACAGAUUGUGUCGUGACCAUGAUGAUGAUGAACAAUUCAUCAAAGCCUAGUUUUGAUUGUACGAGGACAAGAAACACGUACGAACAUGUUCGAAGCUGAAACAAUAAAUUUUUAUUUAUAAAUGUCUGUAAAUAAACUCAGUUCACAUGUAAAAAAGGAAAGAUGCAAUGUCGAAUCAAAAGACAAGUUUGGUUUGCACCGGUUAA
Brassica napus (rape) is the source of this 1282-nucleotide messenger RNA. RefSeq lists its product as uncharacterized. Gene Ontology annotation, cellular component: plasma membrane. The transcript has a single exon. Bases 456 to 1175 code for a protein of 239 amino acids. Lineage: Eukaryota; Viridiplantae; Streptophyta; Magnoliopsida; Brassicales; Brassicaceae. The record is from RefSeq and is a predicted model, not a curated record.